CACUUUUGUGAAGCCCUCACCCUCUUUCCCUUUAGGGUCACUGUUUAUUAUCCUCUUCGGGUUAGUCUACCCGACAUUUUGCCUUCGUGAAUAAACCUACUUUGAGGACUUCGGACGACGCAUAUACUCUGUCUCUGUCUCUGUCUCUGUCCUCGUCCAGAAUCGCAAGGACUGGAAUGAAGGGGCGCAGAUGGAAUGCUUAUCCACGCCAUCUGAAUGGCCCUGCAGAGUUUUUUUUUCUCUCUCACGUCUCAAUCACCGCUUCCAGAUGCCCAAGUAUUCAAUGCCAUGCGAUGCACGUCAAUGCAAUUGUCUCGGUCCUCCCUCGCAGCACGGCCCUGAUGACUCGGGCUGCAUUCUGCACGCUGUAAUUCACUCUUCGUACUUGGGAUUUUUCUUUCUUUACCAUUCUGCCCUACCUGACGUAGUAGGUGAUUGAUAUCUGCCUAGGUCAUGUAGCGCCCAUUACCAG
Messenger RNA from Aspergillus steynii IBT 23096, 472 nucleotides. RefSeq lists its product as uncharacterized. The transcript has a single exon. The record is from RefSeq and is a predicted model, not a curated record. Bases 191 to 439 code for a protein of 82 amino acids. NCBI's taxonomy places the organism in Eukaryota, Fungi, Ascomycota, Eurotiomycetes, Eurotiales, Aspergillaceae.